Alosa alosa (allis shad) is the source of this 1000-nucleotide messenger RNA. RefSeq names its product trypsinogen-like protein 3. Gene Ontology annotation, molecular function: serine-type endopeptidase activity. Lineage: Eukaryota; Metazoa; Chordata; Actinopteri; Clupeiformes; Clupeidae. The coding region runs from base 49 to 846 and encodes 265 amino acids. Gene Ontology annotation, biological process: proteolysis. The record is from RefSeq and is a predicted model, not a curated record. The transcript has 5 exons.
ACCAUCGGAGGGAUCCAAACUCAGACCGCACACACUUGAAGAUCCAACAUGAGGCUCCUGUUUCUGGCAGCUGCUUUGGGCUGUGUGGGGGUGAGUGUGGGCACGGACUGCAGUCCCUUCGCCAGGCCGUGGCUGGUCUCCCUCUCUUCUGGGCAGACUGGGAUCCUCCUCAAUGAGUGGUGGGUGCUGACCAAAGCCUCCUACUAUGGCGGGUCCCAGAAACUGGUCGCUCGACUCGGGGUAGAUGACCUGACUGGACAGUCAGCCACAGAGCAGAGGAUACCUGUGGCCAUGUGGAUUAACCACGAGCCCUACCGCCGCCGUCGCAAGAGGAGUCCCGUAAAUGACCUGGCGCUGGUGAGGUUGGCAGAGCCGGCACGCUUCACCCCCCAGGUCCAGCCGAUAGCCCUGCCCACUCGAUGCCCACAGACUGGGGAGCAGUGUGUGGUGUCCGGCUGGGGAUCCAGUGGAGGAACCGGGAGCAGAAAGCAACAGUGUCUGGUUCAGCAAGUUCUCAGUGAUUCUGUCUGUAGGCAGCUGAACCCGAUGUACUGGACGAGUAAUGUGUUUUGUACUAAGCCCCACCACAACGCACAAGGCAACUGUUUGAGAGACAGCAGUAGUAUUUUGGUGUGUGGAGGCACGCUGCAGGGUGUGAAAGGCUUUGUAUUCAUAUCUGAGGGAUGCUCCUCAGGGAAGCCCGACACCUUUUCCAGCAUCUGCCGGUACAGGAGCUGGAUCAACACAGUCAUGAGCACCAUGUCUCCUGUGAGGCCACACACCACAACUCCACCCACGACUCCAAAGAUGACCACAUGGAUGUGGCCUCAUGAUUUUGUAUCUUAAAUCAGUGUGUAAACUAGAAGAGCAAGCUUUUAACAACGCCAAAGUCAUGGCUUUCAUACUAAGAGAACACUAGUUAUGCUUAUGAUACAAAUGGAAAAUGUAAAUCUUGAAUUACAAAUGUGAUGGGAAUAAAUAAAUAAUUUUACUUCAGAAA